AUCAACUCUCGUAACGUCCAGAACACCAACGCUCUGACAAAAGCUUUCGUAUUCCACCCUCCUCCCUUUCAAUCAUCCAACCACUCCACUUCCUCCUUUCUUCUAUUUUUUAAAAAAAAUAAAAACCCAAAUAUCCGACGCUCUUAGGGGAUCAACUCCCGGGAUAAAAAAAAAAAAGAGAGAGAGGAUGUCUACAUUGGCGGUCUCGCCCUCACAUUCACUUAUGCCAACAGACGGAGGAGGCGGAACAAUAAAUCACCCAUGGCGUCCCCGUACCUCGCGGACUUCACGAACCUCGCAAACUUAUACGCGGACGCAACUUGAUGAGUUCUACUCGAACGAUUCCAGCACAAUAUCUCCUACUCCAACUACACCCCCUGGGAUCGCCCGGAUCCUCGUCUUCGACAACGCACACCCAGACUUUCCACGCGAAAUAUUUGUGAAGUCACAUCUAAACCUACUUUUCGACGUUCCGCUGUCUAGCCUUCAGACGACCGCUGUGCCGCUUUACCGCCAAGUGCCCGUGGCGAUUUCCGGUGGGCGAGAUAGAUGGGAAUUCGGUGGUUGGUACGUUAUCGACGCGGUUCACAAGGUGGAGAAGUGCUCGAGCGAAUUGACGAAGCGGUUGGAGGAUAAGUGGAAUAAGAGGAGCAGGAGUUCUUCUCUUAGCAAUACCUGGCAGUCGAACGUGGAGUUGGAUUGGGCAGCCGUGAUGUUGAGGAAGGUGUCGGAUGGAGGAUGCCCGCUCGGUUCUCUGAAUACUUCUCCGUCUCCGCCCUCUGGCAGCGAUAAUGGGGGCGGGAGUGCCAAUGGAAGAAAUGAAGGAUACAGUGGUGGGGUGGAGGAACAGGAUUACACACCGCAUCCACCCCCGCCAAGCCGUGUCUCGGGUUCGCCAGAUGUGGGAGAUGGAAAACACACCCAAGAAGAAUACUUUAUAACUCCAUGCCCCCCUCCGCCAACCAGGAUUCCUACGAUGUCUAACGAGGAAAUAGAGGAUGAUACGAACACUCUUAUGGUGGAUAAAUUGGAUGAGAGCAUUAUCAGCAUUUCUCGCCAGUCGGAAGGGGGCGAGUCUGUCACGGAUUCCGAGUACGGCGACCUUUCAAAAUCCGAAAUCGACGAUUGUGAUAGGUGGAGCGAGCUGAGCACCGGCCCAGUCGACCGUCAGUGGACUGUGGUUUACACGGAGAAGGACGAGGAACUUUAAUUUUUUCUUCUGUUUUUUCUUAAGGACUUUGAAGGACAUGCAGACGCGGGGAUCGGAUGGAGUAGGAGGAGUUUUUUCCAUUUUUCUUCGUUCUCACUGUUUCGGUUUCGAUUAGGCAAAAAUCAAAUUGCAAUGAACCCAAGUUUGUAGUGGUAUCAAGCCUUUU
This is a messenger RNA of Tuber melanosporum (Perigord truffle), 1376 nucleotides long. RefSeq lists its product as uncharacterized. Bases 188 to 1210 code for a protein of 340 amino acids. The transcript has a single exon. The record is from RefSeq and is a predicted model, not a curated record. Lineage: Eukaryota; Fungi; Ascomycota; Pezizomycetes; Pezizales; Tuberaceae.